Micropterus salmoides (largemouth bass) is the source of this 4402-nucleotide messenger RNA. Its product is annotated as F-box/LRR-repeat protein 20-like. Bases 342 to 3515 code for a protein of 1057 amino acids. Gene Ontology annotation, cellular component: SCF ubiquitin ligase complex. Gene Ontology annotation, molecular function: protein binding. The transcript has 15 exons. Gene Ontology annotation, biological process: SCF-dependent proteasomal ubiquitin-dependent protein catabolic process. Lineage: Eukaryota; Metazoa; Chordata; Actinopteri; Centrarchiformes; Centrarchidae. The record is from RefSeq and is a predicted model, not a curated record.
AGUGAUAAGGAGUGUUCAAACCUUUACUAUCAGGAGUUGACUCUAGUAGCCUAGAGUCUAGUUUCGAGUAGAAACCCAAAGAUCUCAAGGAAGCUUGACUAUACCGACUCCACAUGAAGGAUUGUGCUGAAAUAAAGAACAGUGUUGUCAAAGUAAAACAUUAGUGUGUACAGUCUGAUCAUCAGUGUCCUAAAAGGAAAACAACAUGGUCGACAUAACAACGUAACAAAGGAUGUCAAAGCAACAAGAGAAUGCAUGAAGGCUGUGUGAUGUCGGGAGGAGAAAGAAAAUAACCCUGCUGCACAAUUCAAACAUUAAAUAAAGGUGCCGGCAGGCAAUGGAUGACAAUGGAUACAUCUAAAAAACAUGAGCCACAAAUGACUUUUCAAGCAGCAAAUCCAAGUAGGGAGAAACACCCUAUAGCAAGAGGAGGACAUACUGUGUCUGACCUCCUGGAGGACUCUGGGAAUUGUAGGCAGAUCAUCAACCCUGAGCUCAGGCGUCAUCUUCUCAGUGACUCUCUCUUCAGUGAGCAGCAGAAGCUGAGGCAUGUGUUGGACUGGGCUCACACUUUCCUCAGCAGUGAGUCAGAGGUUCAACACGAAUUCUGCAAUGAAGAGCAGAAAAACUCACCUGCAUAUAAGCAUUCAUCUGCAACUAAAUACUAUUAUCAGAUCUCCUGUUCUGCAGGUGGUAAUGCGAUAUUUGGAGGAGUGAGUACGGAGAGAGUUAGUCAACUUGAACCAUCAAAUCAUGAGAACAGUGACUCAAAUAAUCAUCUCUGUGCAUAUAAACCCCCUUUUACAGAUGAUCCCUGCACCUGCUUCUCCUUUACCUGGGGGAGAGAUGAGGUAACUCAGCCUGAGUACAGAGAAACCCCUGAAAAUGUGGAAAGUAUGGAGCAACAGGAUACCACUAAUAAACUAUUUUGUGGCCAAAACAACAACUGCAGAACACGCGGCCUGUUCAUAUCUAAUCAAAGGCAACGCUCCAGCUUAUCUGAGAGAGACACAAAUCAAACGCUUAUAGGAGAUGGAGCAAAAUGCUCAAUCACAGAAUCCACAUCAUCCUGGGGCGAUAGCCGUCACAAGAAAAGCAUGGCGAGUUAUGAAACAACUAGAGCUCAGUCAGAAAGAGGCAUGUCAGGGCAUCAGAUGGUGCUGAGCAAAGUAAAGGUCGAGGAGGGGGAGGUGGGAAUAAGGAAGGAAAUUGUGAAGGCGAAAACAGAGGAUACCAGGAUGGGCGAAAUGAAGGGGAAGGUAAAUAAAGAACAAGGAUCGAGCUCAGAGUUUGCGGUGGGUGCAAAGGAUAACAUAAGCACCAGUGAGCCUGAGAGGACACCGGAACAGAUGGAAAAAAUGAGCUAUCAUUUGAAAAUACCACCAACGUUAACCGUAUAUCAGCAGUACCAGCUUUGUGUGGAUCAAUUGCAUCACCUCAGAGUUAGACAAAGCCAACAUAUUGAACCGGGACCGGGAUGCUUUGUAGAGUCACCUGCAAAAGAGAGUAAGGCAUGUGAAGAAAUAGCAGCACCUGUUGAAGCACCAGCCCUGCCUAUAUCAACCUUUGAAUUUAACUCUUCCACAACAAAUCCUAAGAUUAAAAAACAUCUUUAUAAAGUAAGAAGCAAAAUAGCUACAGCUGAAGAAAUUACAAAGGUGAGGAAUCCUGAUAUCAUUAACAAAAAACAGGACAGAUCUAAAUACAGUAGAAAUCGGGCAACACAUUGUGAAAAUGGACAGACAAAACAUCGUGUUGAGAGUGGACCUGUUUGUCAGAGAAACACAGUUACCAGCAACACACAUUUGGACCUUGAUAGCAACAAAUUUGGUGAGUUGAUAAAAGGAACUACAGGAGGCAUAACUUCAACAGAUAAGCUUAUUAACACCCUUAUGGAGCACCUGAGGCCUGCACAUGGUGAUGAUGUUCCCGCUGUGGAAGAGAGCGCUGCACUCACCACUAACCCAGGUUUGCUUCCAAAGAGAAUCGGUCACAAUCCAGGCUUAAAGGAUUGUCGGAGCUGUGUCAAAGGUCAAAAGAAAAAAGCUAGGGGUCAAGGGGCCCCAUUGAGACUCUGUGAAAAGUCAAGUGUCUCAAUGCCUUCUCCAAACAAUAAGGAAAUAUUUCAAAGACCUCAGUCAUCAGGAGUAAUCAAACACACAAAAAGAUACACCCCAGAGGACAAAGUGAAACCUACCUCAGCCUUCAGAGAUACACACAAAUGUCUGCCUCCUGCAGAGACACACACACCUCUCCAUGAUGACCCCGGACGAACAUCACCAACCUCUGGUGCAUGUUCAUGUGUACAAACUGACUGCAAACACAGUCAAGCAGGUGUCCAUGUAUGUAACCGCUGGCUGUAUCUGCCCGAUGAGGUGUGGCUGUCCAUCCUGUCUCUGCUGCCUCACAGUGAACUGUGCAGAGUGGUGCAGGUCUGCAGCCGCCUGCACACACUGGCUGCUGAUCAUACACUCUGGAAAAAUCUGAGGAUUGAAAACUCCAACCUGACGGAGCAGUGGUUGCUUUGCGUGGGCAGACGUCGUCCUCGCAGUCUGUGUCUGUACAGCUGCAGCGGCCUGUCUCUCAAUUCCUGGUGGCUGGAGGUGUUUUUCACUCUGUGUAGAAACUUUCUGGAGGAACUGAAGGUCACAAGUUGUACUGGUCCGGGUCUCAACGGUGACCAGAUACUGCUUCUGAUAGGUCAACUAUGUCAUCGUGUGACCAGUGUGGAUAUGAGCUGGAGUGGAGCAACAGACAAAGGAGUGAAAGCUCUGAGUGACUGCUGCCCAGGGUUACAACUAAGAUCCAUUGUCCUGAACGGCUGUCAUGUCACUGAUGACCCACUGAUGAAACUCGUCAUGAGGCACAAAGAAAGUCUGUGCAGAUUGGAGGUGUUUGGAUGUCAGUUCAUCACUCCAUCCUGUCUACAGGGAGUAUAUGAGAUGUGUCCUGGCCUUCAGCGUCUUAACAUCGGACAGGUGCCAAAAGUCAACUCACACAGUCUCACUGUGAUGACAUCCCAGCUCAAAAGUCUCAUUGCACUAAAUCUCACUGGACUACAGGCAGUUACUGAUGCUUCAGUGGACACUUUGCUUCAGAACUGUGUCGAAUUUCAGAGUUUGAUCUUCAGUUCCUGUCCUGGAGUCUCUGACCUGACACUGCACAGCAUCAGCAAAUACACACCUUUAAUCAGAUCCCUGGAUGUGAGUGGCUGUAAGGCAGUAACAGAUGUAGGAAUUCGGUCUCUGGCUCUGGGAUGUAGAAGACUUCAGCAGCUGGAUCUCAGCUCCACUGGCACAGGAAACAGAGGGGUUUCUUUGCUGGCAAAUUACUGCAGUGGACACCUCCAUACUGUCAAACUCAGUUUCUGCCACAUCACCUUAGAGAACAUUCUGAAGCUCUGCAGACGCUGCAAGAAGUUGAAGGUGCUCCAUCUCUACGGCUGUGCCCAUCUCCCCACUGAGAGAGAGAUCAGAGACACUAAUGCUACUGUUACAGUUCACCCUCUGCCCUGACUCACACACAAACACCUGCACACAGCUGGACAGAUAUACACACAGCAUAUAAAAUUUAACUGAGUAAUAGUAGAUAAUCUUGAAAAUAAUCCAUAUAUCAUAACAUUUUUAUUACAUUUAUUCCUGUGAUGUUAGAAUAAUGGACUAAGAUGAAGAAGGAGAAGGUCUGCUGGUUUUCAAGGAAGAUUAUGACUUAUAUACAGACACAAUACUAAAAUUUUUAUUUCUCUGCAUGUCUCUGUGUGGGUUUGUCGAUGGAUUUCAGAUGCGCUAUGACCUCUUAUCCGGAUGCAUCAAGUUUUUAUUCUCAGUAUUAUCCAGCUGUUUUGGAGUCUUUGAAAUGGGUUACUUGAGUUUUUCCACAUUUUUCCAGAUUUUCCCGGCUCAUUGACGUGUUAUCUUUAUCAUAGCUUAUUAGUUACCCCUGUAUAUCUGUAAGAAAAAGAUGAUCCUGGCCACACUGCACACUGAUUCCUCUUUUUUGCUUGCCUUGAAGGAUUCUUCCACUUUGAUACCAGUCAUUCCUUUAACAGCAUUUGCAACACUAUGUUUGAAGGUUCCCAAUAACUAGGUUUUUGUCAUUAGUGUACACGUGUCAAAGAAGGAAAGAGACAGAGGAGAAGGGAGGGUUUAAAAGUGAGGUAGCAGAAGGAUUGAGACUGAUCCUGGAGCUGCAGUCUUUCCUGAGCAGCUGGCUUACUAUUACUUUUGUUUAGUUAAGUCUUAUCUAACCUAACCUAAAACUUUGUAAUAAAUUGAGCUCAGUGAACUCCAUGAAAGCAUGUAAAUCAAAAUUUCAUAUGACGAACCAUUGAUUUAAUAUAAACUCAGAAGGAAAGACUCUUAUGGUGACUUAAGGUCUCUUGUUUUGAUAAUUUUAUAUAACA